Messenger RNA from Chenopodium quinoa (quinoa), 1254 nucleotides. RefSeq lists its product as uncharacterized. The record is from RefSeq and is a predicted model, not a curated record. The transcript is spliced from 2 exons. NCBI's taxonomy places the organism in Eukaryota, Viridiplantae, Streptophyta, Magnoliopsida, Caryophyllales, Amaranthaceae. The coding region runs from base 1 to 1254 and encodes 417 amino acids.
AUGCAUGUGGGUGAUAGUGGUGAGACUAGGGAUAAUGUGCGUGGAGUUCAUGAUGUUGAUGGGGGUGAUCAGUUGGAGGACAUGUUGCAUGCGGUUAAAGAUCAAUUUGAUGACAACCCUUCAAUGCUUGAGAGCUUGUUAAGCGACUCUGAAAAGCCAUUGUAUGAAGGUUGCACCAAGUACACGCGAUUAUCCGCUAUUCUCAAGUUAUAUAACUUGAAGGCAGGUCAUGGUUGGACUGACACUAGUUUUAAUAUGUUAUUGGAGCUAGUGAAAGAUAUGCUUCCCAAAGAUAAUGUUCUUCCUGAUGUGAGUCGGACUCACCACGAAUCAUUAGAGAGUUGUCCAAUUUGUAAAGCUUUACGGUACAAGAAAAGGGAAGGAGCAGUACCAGCCAAGGUAUUAUGGUAUUUUCCUAUAGUACCAAGUUUCAAACGAUGGUUUUCAAAAGCAGAAGAUGCAAAGAAGUUGACAUGGCAUUUUGAUAGUCGAGUAGAUGAUGGAAUGCUUAGACAUCUAGCCGACUCUCCGCAGUGGAGGUUUAUUGAUGGAAAAUUCCCUAAGUUUGCCAAUGAAAAGCAUAAUUUACGCCUUGCAUUGUCUACAGAUAAGUUUAAUCCAUUUAGUUCCUUGAGUAGCACAUAUAGCACAUGGCCAGUUAUGUUGGUCACCUAUAACUUACCUCCUUCAUUGUGCAUGAAGAGAAGGUUUAUGUUCUUGUCGUUGUUAUUUCAAGGUUCAAAGCAACCAGGAAAUGACAUCGAUGUGUAUUUGACACCACUUAUUGAUGAUUUGAUUAUGCUUUGGGAAGAAGGUGUUGAAGUGUUUAACGCACAUCGCAAUGAGAAGUUUAAUUUGAAAGCAAUGCUAUUUUGCACUAUUCAAGAUUUUCCGGCUUAUGGUAACCUUUCGGGGUACACUGUAAAGGGGGAAAUAACCCGUCCCAUCGGUACGGAGGAUUACAAGGGAACUUGGUUAAAAGCAUCUAGAAAGCAUGAUUAUUCGGUUCAUUGUCAAUUUUUGCCGCCUAAUCAUCCAUAUCGCAGGAGAAAGAAUGUAUUCUAUGGGAAGCAAGAGUUUAAAGGGCAACCAAAAGUCAUCUUAGGUGAAAAGGUGUUCGAUAAGGUGAAAAAUAUUGAAAUCACAUUUGGCAAGAAACAUAAAUCGACCCUUUCUAUGAAGGGGUUAAAAAAAGUGUUCAUAUCUUUGGCGGCUUCCUUAUUGGAAACAUCUUUUAGUGAGACAUUCACUUGA